Molecule: messenger RNA, 1523 nt
Organism: Carassius auratus (goldfish)
Lineage: Eukaryota; Metazoa; Chordata; Actinopteri; Cypriniformes; Cyprinidae
Product: tripartite motif-containing protein 16-like protein
Exons: 6
Coding region: 263-1159 (298 amino acids)
Molecular function (GO): protein binding
Source: RefSeq, a predicted model, not a curated record
GUCUGACUUCUCUUCUGAUGGUAAACGUCAUAAUAACCAAGCACAGCAAGAGCUUUAAUAAACAAGUCAUUGAAAGCAAGAGCUUAAGCAGUCACAGAGGAGAUGCCAGCAGGUCAUAAAGGAGCGCGAGACAGAGCUACAGGAUCUGAGUCACGCCGUCCUCUCUCUCAGGAGCUCUGCCCUGGCAGCAGUGGAGGACACGGAGAAGAUCUUCAGUGAGCUGAUUCUGUCCAUUGAGGCACUGUGUUUCAAGGUGACAGAGAUGAUAAAAACAAAGGAGCAGAUGGAAUUAGACGAGGCACAUGGAUUUAUGGAGAAACUAGAGCAGGAGAUCUCAGAGCUCAGGAGGAGAGAUGCUGAAUACGACACGCUUGCACGCCUUGACGAUAAAACCCAGUUCCUGAAGAGUUAUGAAGCACUGUGUAGUCAGCCGGAGUUGGUGACUUCUCCUGCAGUUCUAGUCAAUCCGGACUUCACUUUUGAGAGGGUGUCAAGAAAACUCACAUAUCUCUGUGAGGACAUUAAAGAUCUGUGCCAGAAGAAAUCGGAGAAAUUGUCAACAAAAGUGACAAACCUGAAGUUUAUUCCUACUCCUGAACCUAAAAUCAGAGAGCAGUUUUUGGAAUAUUCGGGUCCCCUGACUCUCGACCCGAAUACGGCUCACAGAAACCUCAGCGUUUCCUCAGAGACCGGCGAGGUGAUGUGCAGUAAAACCUCUCUAUCCGUUCCUGACCACCCAGAGAGGUUUGACAGCUAUUACCAGGUCCUGUGCAGGGAGAGCGUGUCCGGUCGAUGUUACUUCGAGGCAGAGUGGAGCGGGAAGGGUCCUGUGCACAUCUCAGUGUCCUAUGAGGACAUCAGCAGGAAAGGAAAGAGCACCCUGUGUGCUUUUGGACACAACGCCCAGUCCUGGAGUCUGGUGUGCUCUGAGGAUACAUAUGCAUUCUGGCACAAUGCACGGGAAACUAAGAUUCCCAAAAUGCAGUGGGCUCGCAGGACUGGCGUUUAUGUUGACUUCUCUGCAGGAAUUUUGGCGUUUUACAGCAUCACAGACUCAUUGAAUCUCAUCUACAGAAUUCGUACUGCAUUCACUCAACCGCUCUAUCCUGGAUUCAGAAUUAACACCGGGUCCAGUAUGAGGCUCUGUUAUCCACUUUAAUGCCAUGAAAUGGAGAUUACUCAGUUCUUGAGAAGUUCUUUGAAACUUAACAAAUGAAGCAUGAGAGGUCAGGCUCUACUGGUUGUUAACAUUAGUUAACUACAUUAGUUGACAUUAGCUAACAAUAUAAAGUGAUUCUAAAGCUUAUAUCAAUCUUUGUUAAUUUCUUCAUUUACUAAUAUAAUAUUAAAAUCAAAAGUUGUAUCUGUUAAGAUUAUUUAAUUGUUCUGAGCUAACAUGGACUAGCAGUGAAAAUCUGUAUUUUAAUGUAAUAAACACUGUAACAAGUGCUCAUUGAAAAAGUGAAGUGACAUACAACCAGGUAUGGUGACCCAUACUGAGAAUUUGUGCUCUGCAUUUAACA